UACAGUAAAGAGCACGUAUCUCGGUUGAUUCGUUUCUGAUAUCACACGUUUGUGUGUUGAACCGUCUUCUUGUAUUGUUUAGUUCAAGUAUCUAUAGAUGCCGUGUGUUGUUUAGUUGCUGUGGGAUUUUCCAUUGUGCAUUGUUGUUAAGCUUGGACAUUUAAGUGGUCCGUAUUUCAUCUCAUUGGUAAAUUUGAUUGGUGAUUUUGACGAUUGCCCCGUGCCGUGUGUUUUGUCGUUCCUCGUCUCGUCUUUGUGUGCCGGUAUGCGUGAAUGAAAUGUGUGUAUUUUGAUUCUCGAAACCGAAAUAACAAAUCUGUGUGCAGAGAACUUUCAACACCGAAUAAAGAAGACGUGAACUGACUGCGCCGAGCGCGCUGAUUCGAUUUCUGACGCUGUAUUGUGUAUGGACCAAACGAAUCCGCUGGUGUUUGUGACGUAUCCAGAGAACCCGGUCUGGUAUCUUCGUCAAGUGCCUUGCUGCUCUUUGCUGUGUGUACAGAAAAACAACACCACAAAACUGGGCAAUCCGGCCAAAAAAAAAGGUCCAACCUGAUGAUGGAAACCGUACAUGUGUGACUAGUCUGUUGGGUUUUGGUUUGGGGGUCUAGCUAGCGAUCGUUAGUAGAAAAGCAAGUGUUUUCAAUAACCUCUGGAAGAUAAAUUGGCUGCUAAAUAGCUAGUGAUUUGUACACGCGGGUGAAAGAUAACAUUCUUGGCACGUGUUCGUGGAGAGCGCUAACGAGCUCCGCGGUUUUAAGAACGAUUUUCCAAACACGGAAUUCGGACCAACCUAUGCAGAAGAAAAUACAUCAAAUUUAGUGCCGUGUUCGAAUCGAAGUGUUUUUUCCCCGUCUGUCUGAUUCUUGUGCUGCUUAUUGGUGUGUGCCGGACAUUCGGAUUCGUUUGUUUUAUUGAAUGCUCAAAAUUGUUAUGAGAAGAGUCACACAGUGGGCUGAACCGAGACUUCGCCGGUCGCAGUUAUCCUGAAAGUGUCAAGAUACUUCGGCCCGGCCCGUAUUCCUGGCACCAGAUUCAGCCAGUCAGCCAGCCAGUCAGUGGAGAAAUCUAGAAUAAGACGAACCGGUCCGGUCUGCUUGUUGCUACUGGCUUACCGUACUCACUCACGUUGCCAAACCUCGGCCGACUCUGGUCUGGAAGCAGAAGGAGGAAGCAAGAAAUGAGAGAAUAAGGUCUGGUGGCUGGGAUCUUGGGCAUGGAGGAGACCCAGACUGGGACAGAAUCGUCAUCCCCCAUACUGUGUAGUGCCAGUCAGCCAGCCAAAAGGAAGAUUCUCAAGAGAGAGUCGUUAUUGUACCAUUGGAAAGAUCGGAGUUCCGUGCAGUCGUCUUCAUCGUAGCUCGUAAGGCCUUUGCCAUCUUCAACAAAACACAGCUGCUGAACCCGCCGUCGUUUUUGUUAUUGCUGUUUCCCGGUUCCCGGAUCCGAUCUCCGAUGGUCUUGGUGUUUUCGUUUGUUGAGUAUCGAUCAUCGUCGAUCGACAAUAGCGACCUAUAACAAGCUUCCAAUAAUAUUCACAAGACGUUCGAUGACCGGUUAAGUGUAGAAGAUCGUGUGUGUGCGCUCCAGCUUGUUAUAUCUAUUCGUUUUGAGAAGUGCGAUGAUGGGUUUUGUAUAUUUGAGGGGGUUAAGUUUUGAAAAGUGAGCGACCAGCAAGAAGGAAAUCGUUUGUGUGAUUCGAUUUAAUUUUUCUCUUAAUUCCUAUCCCUCCUCCAUAAGUGAUUAAGCGAAGCUAACAAGCUCAGAUAGAACGAUAGGAUUAGUGAUUGGUGGCUAUGCGCAGGAAUUCCCACCGAGGAAAGCGCUAAACCCCGAACACGGCGAAGAAUGAAGAAAUGGCCCGGGGGUCUCGGAAGAUUUCUACGCGUUUAACAACGCGUACCCCGGGUAACGUCGCCAAACGGAGACAUCACUGCGGACCACUUCCGGUUUUCGAUGGAAUCGCGGCGCUUCCGGUGCUGUUGUUGCUGCUGCUCGGCGGAUUUCCACAGGAAAAUAACAUUCAAUGUUCGGCGAGUCUCAUCUCCAGCCAGCUGCUGUACACCACCUACAUCGACAUCCGGCUGGCGAAUGUCACCAUCCAGCAGAACACCAGCUGUUCGGUGGAGAUCCUUGUUAAGGACUUGAACGAGGCCUCGGCCAUGGAUUUCUACUACGAGCGGGGUCUGGUGUGCUUCACCGAGCACAACUCGGAAACGAUCCAGUGUGCCCAGAUGCGAACGGGGAGUGGCGGAAGUCCGCUGCAGGCCGUCAACCGAACAGCUGUGAUAUCGAACGGUCUCGACAAGCCGGAGGGACUGGCCAUCGAUUGGUACACGGAUAAGUUGUACUGGACCGAUGGCGAGACGAAUCGGAUCGAGGUCGCGACGCUCAAUGGUAAGUAUCAGAAGGUGCUGGUUUGGAGCGACCUGGAUCAGCCACGUGCCAUAGCUCUGGUUCCGGCCCGGAGGAUCAUGAUCUGGACCGAUUGGGGCGAAAGUCCGAAGAUUGAACGGGCUAGUAUGGAUGGUGAUCCGCAGUCUAGGGUUACGUUGGUCCAUGACCGGAUUUUUUGGCCCAAUGGGUUAGCCGUUGAUCUGGAGAACGAACUUGUCUACUGGGUAGAUGGUAAUUUGCAUUUCUUGGACGUGAUGAACUUGGACGGUACCAAUAGGAGAACCUUGAUAAAUAACUUGGACUACCCGUACAGUUUGACGUUCGUACCUAAUAUGCUGUUCUGGACAGAUUGGCAAGAUGGAACCCUACACUACUAUAACAUUGCCAAUGACAAACACGAGGAAAUCCUCGACAGUCCUGUGGUUCCAAUAACCGUUCAUGCGUGGGACUCCCGAUUGCAACCGAUAUCGGAUAACCCUUGUAGAAGGAAUAAUGGCAACUGUUCCCACUUGUGUUUACUUUCGACAAGUCCGGCCGGGUACAGUUGUGCCUGUCCAACGGGCGUCAAACUGCUGAGUCGAUUUCAAUGUGCCGAAGGACCUCAGGAUAUGUUAUUCGUCGUUCAACGGACUCAGAUCAGCAGGAUAUCGCUGGAUUCACCCGAUUACACAAGCAUCCACCUACAGCUGGGAAAGGUGAGAUACGCGAUCGCCAUCGAUUACGAUCCGGUGGAGAACUACAUCUAUUGGUCCGACGAAGGUUCUAACGCGAUCAAGAAAGUUCAUCCGGAUGGAACCGGAAUGAUGGAGGUCGUUAACACUGAAAUACAGAGUCCAGAUGGGCUUGCAGUCGAUUGGCUGGGAAGAAAUCUGUAUUGGACAGAUUCGGGGACAGAUCGGAUACAGGUCUGCCGGUUGGAUGGUUCGUUCCGGAGGGUUUUAAUCUAUGAAAAUUUAGAGGAACCUCGAGCGAUCGCUCUGGCACCGACGAUCGGGUGGAUGUUCUGGAGCGAUUGGAGCGAGAAAGAUCCUAAGAUUGAACGAUCGUCGUUAGAUGGAACGGAAAGGGUGUUGAUCGUACAGCAGAAUCUGGGUUGGCCCAAUGGGAUUGCGCUGGAUAUUGAAGCUAGGAAAAUUUAUUGGUGCGAUGCUAAGCUAGAUCGGAUAGAAGUUGCCAACAUGGAUGGCUCCGGGAGGAACAUUAUUCUUUCGGAUAACCUACCUCACGCCUUUGGGUUGAGCCUGCUGGGAGAUUACCUGUAUUGGACGGAUUGGCAAAGAAGAUCUAUCGAUAGGGCGAAUAAACUAAAUGGUAACGACCGAACAGUGAUCGUUGAAGCUUUCCCUGAUCUGAUGGGACUGAAAGUAACAAAAUUGAAUGAGAUCAAGGGAACUAACCCUUGCGCAGUUCGUAAUGGAGGGUGUUCCCAGUUGUGUCUCAACAGGCCGAAAGACUACGUCUGCCGCUGUCAGAUCGACUACGAGCUGGAUCGAGACAACCGAACUUGCUUCGUUCCAUCGGCUUUCCUACUCUUUUCACGGCACGAUUCCGGCAGUAUUGGAAGAAUCUCAAUCGAUAGUCAUAACCACACGGACUACGCGCCCUUCCGAAGUGUCAUCGAUGCCCACUACUUAGACGUAGAUAUCGCGGAUCGAAGAAUCUAUUGGGCAAGUCAAAAACAGAAACACAUUUCCCGGGCCUACAUCAAUGGUUCGAAUGUGGAGAAGAUAGUCGAAUCUGGAUUAAUUCAACCCGAGGGGAUCGCCGUCGAUUGGUUAGCGCAUAACAUCUACUGGACCGACGCUGAAGCACGACGUAUUGAAGUAGCUCGACUCGAUGGAAGUAGUAGACGGAUCCUGAUUUGGAAAGGGAUUGAGGAGCCUAGAAAUUUGAUUCUAGAACCGCGUCGAGGACUGAUGUAUUGGGCCGAAUGGCCUUCGGACUCCAUUCGAAGAGCUGUUAUGGAUGGAAGUGACUUGAAAACAAUCAUUUCCGGAGCUAACAUAGCCACAGGACUCACUCUGGAUCCGGAAACCCGUCGACUCUACUGGGCCUGUCAAAGCUCUCCCAAUGCCAUUGAAUCUGCCGAGUGGGAUGGCUCCAAGCGGAAAGUUCUGGUUACCGCGGACAACGAUAACCAAUUCGCUCCUCAUGCGGUAACUCUCUACAAAGAUUUUGUGUACUGGAGCGAUUGGAACACCGGUGAAAUUGAGCGAGCAAACAAAACUAGCGGAGAAAACAGGUCGAUCGUUCAUACCAACCUAAAAUACACAAACUCUUUGCUAGCCUUCCAUCCGUUGCGGCAAUCCGGAUCGAAUCAGUGCCGAACGAACAACGGCGGAUGCUCUCAUCUGUGCCUAGCUCUGGGUCAACGGAAGAUGACCUGUGCAUGUCCGACUCACUACUCACUGAACCAGAAUCGUGUAUCCUGUAGUCCUCCCAAGAACUACAUCAUCUUCAGUCAACGAAAUUCGUUCGGUAGAUUCAUGUCGAACACAACCGAUUCGCCGGAUGUUCCGUUGCCGGUUACCGGGAAGAAUAUCCGAGCCGUGGAGUACGACGUGCUGACGCGGUACGUCUAUUGGAUUGACGGGCGUGGGCCGAUCAUUCGGAGGGCUUUCGACAAUGGAACCAGUGCUAAAAUUUUCAUCGAUCCGGCUUCGUCACCGUUCGAUAUGGUCAUCGAUCCGAUCGGGAGGCUGCUGUAUUGGAGCUGCUCCCACACCAAUACCAUCAAUAUUACCACGCUGGACGGCGAAAUCGAUCGGAUCGGCAACGUGGACAUCGGAAACUCGGAGAAACCGCGCAGCCUGGCGCUACAUCCAACCCGCCGCUUGCUAUUCUGGACCGACGUCGGCACCGCCCAAGCCAUCAUCCGAGCAAAACUGGAUGGAACCCAGCGGCGGGAACUUGUCUCCAAGCUGGAAGGUAUCACCGCACUAGCCUUGGACGUCCAGGCCAACAUGCUGUUCUACGCCCACGGCAAACGCAUCGACAUGAUGACCACCGAGGGACGGGAGAUAAAAACGUUAGUGGCUGAGCAUAUCAGUUUGGUGUCCUCGAUAGCGGCGUUAAACGGAUACGUUUACUGGUUGGAUGAACGUCCCGGUAUGGAGAGGAUAUCGGUUCACGGGGACAAUCGGAAGACCGAGAUUCAGAAGAUUCCGCACAUAACGGACAUCGUGGCAGUUUGGACUCCGGAGGGACGAGUUCUGAGGAACCAUUCGUGUAACACGGCACGUCCGAAAUGCAGUCACAUUUGUAUCGGAUCUCCGGACGAUGCCAAGGGUGAUGACGUGUGCGGGUGUCCGCAGGGACUGAUGUUGAUGAAAGAUAGAAGAAGUUGUAGCGCCCAGCCGGUCUGUGGACCGGAUCAUUUCACAUGUGCUGUCUCGUUGCCCAGUAGUGGUUUGGAUGGGGACAAAAACAACGACUGUAUUCCGGUUUCUUGGCGAUGCGAUGGUCAGAAGGAUUGUCCGGAUCGUUCAGAUGAACUGAAUUGUCCAGCUUGUAGAGCCGAUCAGUUUAAAUGCCAAUCUGGAGAGUGCAUUGACAAGCAUUUGGUAUGCGAUGGAACUACGCAGUGUAUGGAUGGAUAUGAUGAGGCUGUUUGUUGUAGGAAUCCGGAAGAUUUCCAGUGUCCUACGAGUAAGGUUUGUAUUUCGUAUCACAAUGUUUGUGAUGGUGAUGAACAUUGUGCCAAUGGCGAGGAUGAAGCUCCGGAGAUUUGCAACGAACUCAACAAUCGAAGGAUGGCUCCGAGUGGUAGCAAGAUCACCAUGCUGAUCGUGGUCGUUAUAGCUGUAGCUGUGGUAUUUAUCGUAGUCUACCUGUUGCAAACUUGCCGAUCAAGAUUUGGGGCAGGAUCAUCCGAACCUAAAGAAGAUCAAGCAGCUGCUCCUCUGUCGCCAGGAGGCAUCAACAAGAAUAUCCGAGUCUCGAAACUAACUUCCGUUGCCGAUGCUGUCCGGAUGUCCACAUUGAACAGUCGAAACAGUACCAAUAGCUAUGAUCGCAACCACAUCACUGGGGCCUCUAGCUCAACCACCAAUGGGAGUAGUCUCAUAGGCUAUCCCCUCAACCCACCACCUUCUCCAGCCACAACGGCUGGAUCCGCGAGAUAUUCGUCCAACUACCAUCCUUACAAACAUUACAAGAUCAUCAAUCAACCGCCUCCACCAACCCCAUGUUCCACGGACGUUUGCGACGAAAGUGAUUCGAACUACACCAGCAAAAGUGUCCGCAGUAGGGACCGCCUGGCGGGUGGCGGAACCAGCAGUAGCAGUGGACGCGGUGGCACAAGCACCUGUAAAUAUGCCAAAGCUAACGGUAGCGAUCGGUACGAUUCCGAACCGUACCCACCACCCCCGACGCCAAGAUCGCACUACCAUAGCGACGUCGGCGGGAUGCUGCCAGAAAGUUGUCCCCCAUCGCCGAGCUCUCGAAGUUCGACCUACUUCUCGCCCUUACCUCCACCGCCUUCACCGGUGCCUUCACCCUCCCGAGGAUACUCAUAGCAAUAAGAGAGCCAGAGAGAGAGAGAGCUGCUAGCUUCUCAUCGCCCAUUGUUUAGUGUAACACUUAGGUUAGGAUCAACUUUCCGCACCCGGGAAGAACUUAUCUGCAAAUUGCUAUUUUUGUUAUAGCGAACUUUUGACCGCAGCAUUGUGUAGGAUAUUAUAAAUUAAUAGAAUGUUGUGUACAUAUUUAUUAUAAUUAGGAUUGUUUCAAGAUACGACUAGCAGCAAUAUUAGGUUUUUAAGAGAAACAGCCAUCCUUAUCUCAGUUCAUCGAAGAAAAAAGCAAAUCCCGUCUUCCGAUUUAAGAAAAAUAAAGCCCCUCUAAAGUGCCUAAAGCUAAUGUCCGACCUCGGCAGCUAUGUCCAUGUAUACAUAUUACCCAAAAUUAAAGUUGUAGGUCCCUAUUGUCCUUUUAGAAAUUUUAUAUAACAGAUUUAUACAAAAAGGUUUAUCAUUGACUAACUUUUGUCAAAGAGCUAUUUUGUAGAUAAAUGAAGAAAAAAAAAACUAUCCCUCUGUAAAUACAACACAAUUAAGCCUUAAGAAAGUUAUGAUUUCAAAGAAACUGAAUUUCACAAAAAAUUAACGAUCCCAUUGAGCAGCACAUGUCUUCCGAACUGAAAAGAAACGCAAGCUUAAGUUCGAUCCCACCUAUCAAAACCAUAAGUUUUUUUUUCACAACAAUUAGUGGUACCAAUAACCAAUCGAAUGCCAUCGAAAAAUAAUUGAUCCUCGCAACAUUUGUACGCCUAUUCUUUCCUUCAAAAAAAAAAAAAACAUUGAUUUCAUUCAUUUUAAAAAGCAAAAAGGUUGAAUCGUGCUCUCAUACAAGACUGAACCCUGCGAAAUGCGAAUGGCACAAACAAAAACUGAUCCAAAACGUUGGUAGGAACGAUUUUUGUCAAACGGAUGGCCUUUAAUUGAAACAAAAAAUAGAAACGAACGAGCUUAUGGAUAUGAUGAUGUUAAGAAUACGAGAUGGAAUGACGAAGGUCCCCUUCCGGAUGCUUUUUUUAUUCAAUCUUUUACCGAGUGUAACGGAGAAAACUUGUAGUAUUUUUGCAGUUGUUGUAUCGAAAAUAUAAAAAGAAAUUAUUUAAAA
Uranotaenia lowii is the source of this 8019-nucleotide messenger RNA. It is a transcript of the gene arr, whose product is annotated as low-density lipoprotein receptor-related protein 6. Gene Ontology annotation, molecular function: protein binding. The record is from RefSeq and is a predicted model, not a curated record. The transcript has 6 exons. The coding region runs from base 1857 to 6914 and encodes 1685 amino acids. Lineage: Eukaryota; Metazoa; Arthropoda; Insecta; Diptera; Culicidae.